GUGCGCUGCGGACGGUGUCGAGGGUAUCGCAUCGCGCAGUAGCCGAGGCGCUCUUCCAUCAUGGCGAAUCCGAGGAAAUUCAGUGAAAAGAUCGCCUUGCACAAUCAGAAACAGGCCGAAGAAACGGCAGCGUUCGAGAAGAUCAUGCGGGAAGUGAUGGGCGCCACCCGAAGCAGCCAUGGUCUGGAUAAUGCACAGGGAUACGGAGCCCAGUACGACUCUGCCUACAUCUCACAAGCGGCGAAUGGCGCCUACCCGAAGCACCAGCUGAGUAUGCCGUCCCUAGGCUCGUACCGGGGCGGCUCGCUGCCCAACGUGAACCAGAUGAGCGGCGGCCAGGGACACAGCAUCGACCUGCAGGGGGCCCUGCACCACCUGGAAGACAUGCGCCACGGCCGGGAGAUGGCGCUGCCCCCCGCAGGGCCCGACCGCCCCCACGGCACCCGGGAGAGGGGCCGCCAUGCUACGGCGCCCCACAAGAGCCGCCAGGCGGCCUUCGACAAGCGGGUUGACGUGUCGCCCUACAGCUCCUCUCUCUACCUCUCCCCCCCGCCCGAUUCCAGCUGGAGACGGACCAAUUCGGACUCCGCGCUGCAUCAGAGCGCGCAGUCGUCGGGAGGGCAGCAGGACGCCUUUGCGGGGGUUGGCAGCUCGUCGGGACAACGCAGAGAUCCCGUGACUGCCCGGGAUCUAGACCAGAUCUACCGAGACUGUCCUGCGCGGCUCGACGGUUUCGGACAGGACACACUGACGCUGCAGGAUGUGAAUAGCUUUGCAAUGGACAUCAUGCACCUCAAGGGGUACUGGGACCCCAAGGGAGGAGGCGGGGGCGACUGCUUUGGCAACAGCAUGCAGGACAUGGGCUGUGACAUUUCACAGCAGCAUCGACCAAAGUCCUGCGAGGUACCUGGAAUUAACAUCUACAUGCCUCAAGACGACGGCGACGGGGGCCCCAUGCCGAGCCCCGGUUCGAACGCCCCCCUGCCCGGCAGCCUGCACAUGCCGGCGGGCCCCAACAUGGGCAACGGGAACACGGGGUCUCUUCCCGACCUGACCAGCCUCCACUUUCCGCCGCCACUGGCCACCCCGCUCGAUCCCUCGGAGGAGCUCGGCGGACAGCAGCAGCAUCCCAGCGGGGGCAUGGCUCCCAUGCACUCCAGGCAAGUGGGCAACGGCUCGCCGGGGGGACCGGGCUCCCCUCAUGGGCCGGGCUCGAGCCCGUCGGGGCGCCGGGGCAGCCCCGGCCCAGCCCCGUCCCCGUCGUCCCGGCGGCGUGCGCACCACAGCUCGACGAGCGUGGUGCUGGGCGGGGGCCGCCACCACGGCUCGCCCGGCCAAGGGCAAGUACGUGUUUCCUCCCCGCACCAACACCACCAUCACCAAAGACCUCACCUACCCCGGAUCACUGUGGAGGGCUUAACGAUGGACACCAAUGCGCUCUCCCUCGAAGGCUACGGAGGGGGAGGUCAUCCAUCUCAACUGCAGCAGCAGCAGCAACAGCAGCAACAGCAGCAACAACAACAACAGCAACAGCAGCUGGGGAUGUACGUUCCCCAGUCCCCGCAGGCGUCCCAGCAGCAGCCGGGGUCGCCGCUGGCAUCUCCCCUGGGCUACCCGCCUUCCUCGCCCGGCCUUCCACAGACCCCGACCAGCCCGCGCCCGCGGCAACUGUACCAGGGCGGGGCGCCCUCUGAGCGCUCCGGGAGUGCCCCGGGAUCCCCGGUGUCCCACGGGGCCUCCUCCUCGCCCACCUCCCCCCCGGGGCCCGUGGGCAGCCCCUACGGCGGCGGCAACGGCUACGGCCGGGCGGGGUCGGCCAUGGGCAGCACCUCUCCGCUCCAGCAGCAGAUGGAGCAGUUCAGGGUAGCCACGGGGGGCGCCGAGGACCACCCGCCUUCGGCCGGCCAGAACCAGUACUUCGUGCUUCCCGACGGGAGGUACUGCAACAGCCAGGGGGUUCCGACGAGCAGUUCGUCCUCGGGCGGAGUCUUCUUCCCAGACGUGGGUGGCGGGGGUAUGGCGGACCCCUUGAGCUGCCCCAUGGGCUACUCCCACGGCUCGCUGUACUUCACGGGGGACAUGCAGUACACGGGGAAGGGGCAGGCGACGGACAAUCCCCAGACGCCCCAGACCCCCACCAGCAUCCCCGACAUCAUCCUCACCGGCCCUGGAGCGGACGAUGCGGCCCUGCUGAAGAGCGCCCUGCAGCAGCACCGCCAGCAGCACGGGCUGAAGAACGACCAGUCGUCCCCGUUGGGCUCCUUCGAUUCGUCGGACCUGUUCUCGACGGAGGAGGCACUGCGGGCGGGCCUGGACCCCAUCGACAUCGACGGGCUGCAGAUCCUGACGGACCCCGACAUGGCGGUGAUUAGCGACCCCGCUGCCGAGGAGGCCUUCCGGCUCGACCGGUCGUAGUGGUCGCCACGGCUAUGGCCGCCCCAAGAGGAGGACGAGGAGGAGGCCCUGCUCCUGCAGGACGGCGACCUGCGGGGGGCGGACGAACUCGCGUCGCUGGUUGGCCCGGCGUUGCGGGAAGACCCCGCCCUCCCGUCCCCGCAGCAGGGGGACACAGCCGAGCCAUCAAGGGGCGGCACGGCCAGCGAGGACCGUCACGACUGAAGCGAGGCGAUCCCCAACAUUCACCGAAAACCGUCGUCGUUGUUGUCAUCCUCGCCACAUCCUCCCCCCCACUCCCUCCCCCACCUCCUGAGACUGAGUCGGGGGUUACCUGCAAACUCCGACCCCCCCCUUACCCAUCUCGUUUUCGGUCCGGGGGCUCUCUGUUCCCGACCCCCUCCCAUCCUGUUUUAUCUCGUGUGGUUCGCGGAGUGCGCGACGACGUGCGCCUUUGACUGAUUGGCGGGCCGCUUUGUAGGCUGUCUGAGGUCUCCAUGAUGGGUCUGGAUGGGUCCGGUUUUUGCGGUGGGUUUGGACGGGUCUUGGGUAAGGAGUCCGGGAUGUGGACGGUUUUGGGAAGUCGCCAUGACGGUUGCGUUUGGAGAGAGACGUGUCUUCAAGUUUUUUCCCCAGACGUGUUUUCGGGCAUCUUUGCGGCUGUCCCAGCCAAAAAGAGGCACCCCGUUUUGGUGACCACCGGCACCCCCGUGAGUUGUCUUCGAGGAGGUGGGCGACGAUUCGUGGCUUGACGGCUCGAACUGCCUGCAGGUAAAUGCCGGCACUCCACUGACUGUCGUCUGUAUUCUUCCUCAGGCACUUUGGGCUCGUUUAAUUUGCCUGCACCAGUGAAGGAAAGUAGAAGGAAAGUGCACCACUUGUGUUUCAAGAUAGGCUCCACUCGUAAGUCAAAACUUACAGUGUGCACCGAGCGUAAUUGGCGUAAGAGGUGUAGGUGAAUCGAAGGUAGCCAGUAAAACUACCACAAAGUGUAAGUUUGGUUGAAGCGUUCUCGAUUCAUGCUGUUCAGAUGAGCUGCGGGUGGAUUAGAACGCGCGACGAUUUGAUUUUCACGAGUGAACGGCGACGUUUCUGCUCAAUGUGGAAUAUCGGCGGACAGACAGCAGAGUGCCGGGGUUGGUGCCACAUUUUGGUUGGAACUUUUUCGACGAAACUUGUGUCAAGUGUCAAGUUGCGGGUUGAAAACGCAUUUGGGAGCUUUGCCUUGUGUUAGUGUGUGUGACGUUUGGGACGUGACUGGUGCAAUUCGUUUAGCGUGCAAUGUAUGUUGAUCGGUAUAUAGUGAGCCAGAGAAUAGUGAGAGUCGGGCUAGUUGGCAAUGAUCCAGAGUAAGAAAGCGGUGCAAUGAGAAUUGGGACAAGAGGAACAAAAUGCUUUCUAGUUGUACAUAUUUCUCUCAUCCUUCUUCUGAUUGCUUUGCUUUUUUUUUUUCUAACUUUGAACCACGAGUUGUGCUUGCCAGGCCGGCAUGCUCGAAACAAAUUGUGACAAAAUCUUUUGAGUGCGUGGAAAAGAGUGAUCACAAGCGAAUAGGUAGGUCGUCGGACCGAAAGGUAAAGACCGAUGCAGAUUUGUGCACUCGUAUUUUCAGUGUUUUCUUUUCUACUCUCUUGGAUAAGACUUUGUCUCGUUUCAUUUCGGACAAGCCGGCCCCAAGGUUGGAGUUGUGGACGACUUUGUACUAGCAGACAGUUUCAGUGGCUGCCGUUUUAAGUGAUACAAGAUCCACUUCUGUACAAGUUGAGGAAGUGUGCCCUAGCUCUCAGAACACCUCUUCAGCAUUAACAGACACUUGCCCUAUGUAUUACACGAGGCGCAAUCCCUCCCGUUUUGAUAGCAGAGCAGACUGCAGUGGCAUUCAGGAAAAAAAUACCAGAGUCAUUAUUUACACUUGCAGACGGGCACACAUUUUACGAAGCAUGUGUUUAUAUGCUGCUGCGUUUUAUUAAGUGUAAUGAUAUGGGGAAUAUUCCCCAAAAGGGAGUAUAUUAGCAACAGGAUGAAUGGAUUCUUCUACAGAAGCGUGGCACAUUUGGUGCUCUUUGUUGCAAUCUGGGAGACAUGUCGGGUGCCAUACGUUGGUCACCAGUGGUGCCACUUGUAACUAGGUGGCACACUCUACUGUGCAAUAUAUUUUAAAAGCAAUGUGAUGCACUAAAUAUAUUUGAUAACUUUGGCUCUGUUUCGUGCCAUCUGUGAAGUGAAAUAUGUAGUGAUCCUGUCGAGCUGGAGCAAUGAGUGGUAGAUGGAUAGAGAGGUGAAUACAUUGAGCCCUUGGAAUUGGUUGGUGGCUCGCGCCACUUAGCCAAUGUGAGACAUUCAUUGUGUCUAUUUUUUUUGGCUGUGGGAUGUCGUGGGUGUGCCGUGUUAUUUAAAGGGGCCACUCGUUUUACGAUUUGCAAAUCUAGCUUUUAACGUGGUUUUAUUAUAGCAAAAACGGGCAAGUCAACAGGGAUUCCGUUCACAAAGAACUGUGGAGGACAUAUUUGCUGUUUGGCAUUACUGGGCGAUUCAGUGAAAUGGCUUAGGCAUAAAUAACAAUGGAUCAAUAGUAUUUUAUUUGCUCUGAGUUGCAGCACACAAAGGUUUAUUACUCAGCGAGAUCAUAAAGCUGCCGGUGCAGAAAAACAAAAUAUAGUUUUCUCUCCUUGUAGAUCAACAAACUUUCUUUAAAAAAAAACCUUGGCCAAAAGUCACAAGCUCUGAGGUCCGAGCCCUUACGUACGAAUCAACUCCUGGUCGUUAGCCAGAGAAAGCCAAACCAGUGCUGAAGUAGAGCCGACGCGAGUCCCGCACUUCGGCACAAUCUUGGCACAGUUUUAACAAAACCAUGAUUUCAAGAAUAAGCGAAAGUCUCGGAAGUGAUGCUGGCUCGCCGCAAAGCCAGUUAAAGCAUGGUGCUUUGAAUCCCGGUCGUGGCGUCGAGAAAGUUCUCGCCAUAUUUUUUGGGGGUGCCGGUGGUUAUCUUCCGCCGAUGGAGGGCGGCAAGUUCGCCGGGCAAAGGGCACGACGACGACGGCACAAGAGUCGUGACGACAACCUUCAAUCUCCUCGAGGCGCUUUUUUUUUUUUUUCCCCUAUGUACAUUUGCUGGAAGUGCUUCGUUUACAUGUCCCCUCCCCGCGGAGUUGGUCCCACGACCCACAUUUCUAUUCUGGUGCGGCGAACUCCGACACGCAACGUCGGGCGUCUCCUCUCUCGAACUGUGGCACACUUUCCCCCGUCAUUAUGUACAUGUACAUACAUUUUUCAGGUUUUUGUAGUAUAUAAGUGUUGACGUUGCGGAGGGAAUUAAGAAGGCUAGUGAAAUGCCUCUGGAUGCUUUUUUCUCGUUGACACUGAUGCCUCUUGCAUUGCUUCUUUUAUUGUGUCUGUGAUUCUCCAUGGGAACAUUAUAGUCCAUUGCAUCGUAAGAUCAGAAGUAGAUGUUCCAUUUCCUGCAUGGGUUUGUCUUCUUCCGGCGUGUUUGGUUUUGCGUGCGCUGGAGUGUCAUUGAAGUUAGAAAGCUCAUGCUGUAGGCGUAGCAUCUACUGCUGUUCUCACGUUGCAACAAACUAUAAAAAUAAUAAUUUUGCUGUUUUUUAUUCUUUCGAGACUACCCGGCAUGAAAGUGCUUGUCACGAAAUGCAAGUGCGUGGCAAGACAUUUUUACAUGAGGCCGAGUAAUUACAGUGCGAAAUCUUAACAGGGUGGAUCAAUUUUAUUGUUUUCCCGGAAAUUUUAUGAUUGUGUGCCUUUUGGAACAGAUUCUUGGGUUUUCUCUUUCCGUUUGCAAAAAGUGGUACUGGAAAGGGACCAUCCGCAAUGUGCACUUUCUCGCCGAAAUUCGUGUGCGACACUGCAGGGAUAUCAUUGUUCCCCUUUCCUAGUGCUGGUGAUAAGUAUGCUCGUGCAGUGUUGCCCACGUCUUGGCGAAACAUUGCACAUGUGAUAUGGCCAUAUUCCUCCUGUUGUGAUGCGAGAGGGAACACAUACAAAUCUGAGGCAGAAUGCCUGACCUCCAAAAUGCGUACAACAUUUCUGCGUCUUUUGGGUGGCACUUUCACGCUGGGCAGUUCCUAAGAAAAAGGAAAAACACCAAAAUUGCCCCAUGUUCCUUCAUGCAGGUCUAGGGUUGGUGGGGCAUGCAAGUUUGAGCCAGCAGAACGUUUGGAAUCGCAUAGUAAAUGAAAUCUGAAACACUGUUUUCUAUUUCUUAUUUGGAUUGCUUAAGUAGCUUUGUAAUGUGGAGCUGCAUUGUUGUCAGCUCCCAAAUUGGUCUAGCCCUCUGGAUCACAUUUCACUAUGUUAGGUUUUGUAGG
Messenger RNA from Ixodes scapularis (black-legged tick), 6716 nucleotides. RefSeq names its product CREB-regulated transcription coactivator 1 (gene Crtc). Lineage: Eukaryota; Metazoa; Arthropoda; Arachnida; Ixodida; Ixodidae. Gene Ontology annotation, molecular function: cAMP response element binding protein binding. Gene Ontology annotation, cellular component: nucleus; cytoplasm. The record is from RefSeq and is a predicted model, not a curated record. The transcript is spliced from 14 exons. Gene Ontology annotation, biological process: protein homotetramerization; positive regulation of transcription by RNA polymerase II. The coding region runs from base 61 to 2415 and encodes 784 amino acids.